AGGCGGCCCGCCCGGCCCCGAGCGCCAAGGAGGCAGAGGCGUCGGUGGCGGCAGCGGCGACGACCACGACCGCGGAGGCGACAGCACGGAGUGGAGCAGGGGGACAGGACUGGGGCUUGGUGACGUCGGACAUCUUUGCUGGGACCACGAUCGACCCGAAAGCAUUGGUUCAGAAACUGCACUGGGACACGGGAAGUGUCAUCUCUGCUGGAGCAGGCGCAGAAGCAAAGCCUGUUUUGUCCAAGAAAGAGAAGAUGAAGCUGCGACGGGCCAGGUGGCUCCAGAAAAUAGAUGCAAUAAAGGCAGCAGAACAGACACGCAAGGCAGAGGCAAGACGGAAGGCCACGGCCGUCGUGGGAGACCUGCACCCCCUCAUGGAGGCCUUGCCUGAGCUUUCGGAGCUAGUGACGGCCAGCCGGCCCAGGAAGAAAGUCAAGAGCGCCCCAAGGCGGAAGGCCGAGCCCACAGAUUUCAGCCGCAUGACUCCGGCCCAGAAGCGCAGACUCCUAGACGAUGAGAUGGCCCGGUUCCAGGAGGUGGUCACCAGCCCUUCCUAUCAAGCUGACCCUCUGAGAGCCAUCGGCGAGCAUCUCUCCAAGAGGCUGAGACAGGAGGAGGGCGGGAGGCUCUAGGUCCGGACGGUGGAGGCGGGGGACCACGGUGGAGGCGGGGCUCUCGUGGCCAUGGGUGCGUGGGUGGAGGCUGCUCCUGACUUCGGAAUGCCUGGGGCUCUUUGUGCCCCUGACCCUCCGUCUGGGGGAGCUCCACCUACCUCACAGGGAUGUUGUGAGGGGCAGCCAAUAAAGUGACCUCAGGGCUUCGGAAA
Vombatus ursinus (common wombat) is the source of this 826-nucleotide messenger RNA. It is a transcript of the gene SLX9, whose product is annotated as family with sequence similarity 207 member A. The coding region runs from base 255 to 632 and encodes 125 amino acids. Gene Ontology annotation, cellular component: preribosome, small subunit precursor; 90S preribosome; nucleolus. Lineage: Eukaryota; Metazoa; Chordata; Mammalia; Diprotodontia; Vombatidae. Gene Ontology annotation, biological process: maturation of SSU-rRNA from tricistronic rRNA transcript (SSU-rRNA, 5.8S rRNA, LSU-rRNA). The record is from RefSeq and is a predicted model, not a curated record. The transcript has 6 exons.